AUGCCACAAUAUCAAGUACCGGAUCAAUGCCUCACGCAUCAAAUAUUAGACAAUGAUAAAGCAAAUACUAUUAUUAAUAAGAAGAUCAUGCGUAGGGACACUGAAAGACAAAGAAGAAAGAAAAUGGCCAUUCUUAAUGCAUCACUUCGGUCACUGCUCCCUAUGGAAAUGAUUAAGGGGAAGCGCUCGGUAUCUGAUCACACAAACGAGGCCAUGAACUAUAUUACAUACCUGAAGAAUAAGAUCCAAGAAUUGAGUGUGAGGAGGAAUGAGCUUAAAAAUUUAUCUAAUUUGAGUGUUGUAGUCCAACCUUGUUGUGAUGGGGUGCAAAUUUUAGUAACAACCAAUGUCAAUGAAGGUUUGCUUCUAUCGGAAGUGCUUGAAAUCUUGCUCAGAGAAGGACUUGAUGUAGUUCACUGUUUUUCGAGUAGAGAAAAUGAAAGGUUAAUUUACUCUAUUCAAUCCAAGGGCAAUGAUUUGGGUUGCCUUGAUCUAUCUGGGCUGCAACAGAAAUUGAAUGAUCUUAUCUUAUCAUCGAGAUACAUCUGAAAGUGACAUUGUAUCCACUGGCUGAGAACCACUCCCUUGAUCUGAACCCUAAACUUGGUUAACUCAUUGAAAGUAUUUGAAUUUUCACAUCUUUGUAAGGGUUUUUCUUUUGUGAAGAAAUUCAAUGGAAUCUUUUAAAUUAAGUUGGAGAUAUCUUGUAAAAC
This is a messenger RNA of Quercus lobata, 713 nucleotides long. RefSeq names its product transcription factor bHLH126-like. Gene Ontology annotation, molecular function: RNA polymerase II transcription regulatory region sequence-specific DNA binding; protein dimerization activity; DNA-binding transcription factor activity, RNA polymerase II-specific. Gene Ontology annotation, biological process: regulation of transcription by RNA polymerase II. Gene Ontology annotation, cellular component: RNA polymerase II transcription regulator complex. The transcript is spliced from 3 exons. Lineage: Eukaryota; Viridiplantae; Streptophyta; Magnoliopsida; Fagales; Fagaceae. The record is from RefSeq and is a predicted model, not a curated record. The coding region runs from base 1 to 549 and encodes 182 amino acids.